Molecule: messenger RNA, 420 nt
Organism: Microthlaspi erraticum
Lineage: Eukaryota; Viridiplantae; Streptophyta; Magnoliopsida; Brassicales; Brassicaceae
Source: the annotation of a GenBank genome assembly
AUGAAGAGCAAUAACUUUGAAGAGUACCAAAGGGUGUUUAGCUGCUUUGAUAAGGGCCAACAAGGCAAGGUUUCGGUUUCCACCAUCGAAAGAUGCGUCGAAGCUAUCAAGUCCGGGCAAAAGGCACUAGCACCACAAGAUACCACGACAGCUCCACAAACUGACAAAUCCUUGGAACUGGAGGAAUUCGUCAACUUGGUGGAACAAGGAGAGGAGGAAGACAAGGAGAAGGACUUGAAGCAAGCUUUCAAGUUGUAUGAAGAGAGUGAAGGCAUCACACCUAAGAGUCUCAAGAGGAUGCUAAGUUUGUUGGGCGAGUCCAAAAGCCUUAAAGAGUGCGAGGUCAUGAUUUCCCAGUUUGAUAUUAAUAUGGAUGGAAUUAUUAACUUUGAUGAGUUUAGGGUCAUGAUGAUGGAAUAA